Messenger RNA from Micropterus dolomieu (smallmouth bass), 4874 nucleotides. Its product is annotated as vang-like protein 2. The record is from RefSeq and is a predicted model, not a curated record. Gene Ontology annotation, biological process: multicellular organism development; establishment of planar polarity; Wnt signaling pathway, planar cell polarity pathway. The coding region runs from base 420 to 1997 and encodes 525 amino acids. Lineage: Eukaryota; Metazoa; Chordata; Actinopteri; Centrarchiformes; Centrarchidae. Gene Ontology annotation, cellular component: plasma membrane. The transcript has 8 exons.
GAGAGGGGGGGGGGGAGAGACAGAGGAGGGGCCAAUGUGGAGCGAAGGCGGGGCGCACGGUGCUACGGCUGAGUGGAAAGAAAGUGGAAAGUGAGAAAAUACCUGAAUGGACGAUCCGGAAUAAAUCACAGCCACCUUCUCUCUCCCCUGGUGCGACUCUCCUACCCGCCGUCCUCUCCCACCCCUCUUCCUCCUCCUCUUCUCCUCCUCUCCGUGGCCUCCCUUCUCCUGCUCCCUCCUCAUCGGCCUCCAAGAUAGAUUCCCUCAGGAGUAAGGUUGACCUGCUCAAGCUGCCCCUGGCCCUCUCCACCAAGUCCAUCGCCGAGCGCAAGAGCCAGCUGGGAGGAGUCGGCGAACAGCGUGGCACGGGGGGAGGAGGAGGCAGGUCCCGCAAAGCCCGCUUACCCCCGACCCGAGACAUGGACAACGAGUCGCAGUACUCGGGCUACUCAUACAAGUCCUCCCACUCCCGAAGCUCCCGAAAGCACAGGGAUCGGAGGGAUCGUCACCGCUCGAAGAGCCGAGACAGCAGCAGUCGUGGAGACAAAUCGGUCACCAUCCAGACCCCUGGAGAGCCCCUGCUGGAUGCGGAGUCGACCCGCGGCGACGACAGGGAUGAUAACUGGGGCGAGACCACCACUGUCGUCACCGGCACCUCAGAACACAGCAUCUCUAACGAGGACCUGACCCGCGUCACCAAAGAAUUGGAGGAGUCGACUCCGCUGGAGUGCAAGCGCUUCAUUGGCCCGGCUCUGGGAGGCUGCCUGAGCUUCUUCGCCUUGGUCACACCUUUAGCCUUCCUCAUCCUCCCGCAGGUCCUGUGGCGUGACGCCCUCGAGCCCUGCGGCACGCCCUGCGAAGGCCUCUAUGUCUCUUUAGCCUUCAAGCUCCUGGUCCUCCUCAUCUCCUCCUGGGCGCUGUUCCUCCGGCCUCCUCGUGCCACUCUCCCACGCUUCUUUGUCUUCCGCUGCCUGCUGAUGGUGCUGGUGUUCCUGUUCGUGGCAUCGUACUGGUUGUUCUAUGGUGUGCGGGUGCUUGAGCCCAGGGAGAGGGACUACAGGGGCAUCGUGGAGUAUGCUGCCUCGCUGGUGGACGCCCUGCUCUUCAUACAGUACCUGGCUCUGGUGCUGCUAGAAGUCCGACACCUGCAGCCGGCCUUUUGCCUCAAGGUUGUCCGGAGCACGGACGGAGCCAGCAAGUUCUACAACGUGGGCCACCUUAGCAUCCAGCGGGCAGCUGUCUGGGUGUUGGACCGUUAUUACAGCGACUUCUCCGUCUACAACCCUGCCCUGCUCAACCUGCCCAAGUCCAUCCUGUCCAAGAAGAUGACCGGCUUCAAGGUUUACUCCCUGGAUGAAAACACCACCAACAACUCCACAGGCCAGUCCCGGGCCAUGAUAGCAGCCGCUGCCCGGAGGAGAGACAACUCCCACAAUGAGUUUUACUACGAGGAGGCCGAGAUGGACCGCAGGGUCCGCAAACGCAAGGCCAGGUUGGUCGUGGCAGUGGAAGAGGCCUUCACACAUAUCAAGCGUCUUCACGAAGAGGAGGUCGCCUCGUCCCCCAAACACCCUCGGGAAGUGAUGGAUCCUCGGGAGGCGGCUCAGGCGAUUUUCGCUCCGAUGGCUCGAGCCAUGCAGAAAUACCUGAGAACCACCCGGCAGCAGGCCUUCCACAGCAUGGAGAGCAUCCUCACACACCUGCAGUUCUGCAUCACACACAACAUGACGCCCAAGGCUUUCCUGGAGCGUUACCUCUCCCCCGGCCCCACCAUGCAGUACCAGCAGCAGAACGGCAGGGGGCGCCAGUGGACUCUAGUGAGCGAGGAGCCGGUGACCUCAGCCCUGCGUCAGGGUCUGGUCUUCUCCUUGCGACGCCUGGACUUCUCUCUUGUGGUCACAGUGACACCGCUCCCCUUCCUGCGUCUCGGGGAGGAAUUCAUCGACCCAAAGAGCCACAAGUUCGUCAUGAGGCUGCAAUCGGAGACCUCGGUGUGAAGGCACCUCCUUUUUAAAGAUUCUCCUUUUCCCAUGCUGUCCUCUCUUUGUGCUCAGUCCUGCUGGAUCACUCUUGUGGAGGCCAUGUGGAGUGCUCCUAUCUAAUCAUUUUCCCUGUCUGUGACAAAGAAACCAUUUAAAGGAGAGGAGUGUCUGAAUUCUCCUUCCUGUUUUAUGAUCAUCACAGAUGCUCUUUUAUCAAACUGUGAUCAGCUCAAUGAUUGUGCAAACCUGGAAUGAAACAGAUGCCUUUUUCUUUUUUGUGCUGUUAAGUCUUUGUCUUUACAACACAUUGUUAAAAACAAAACACUUUUUCUUUCUUAAGGGAGACUUUUUGUUGUUUCCUCCUUUUUUGCUGUAACCACUGGACUACUUUACUGUGCUGACUCAACACAUAAAGCUAAGGAGGAGGAUUACAUCACAUUUGUCACUUCCUCUUUCUUGUGUCUCAAACGGACCAAGUGGGGCUCAGCUCUGACAGCAACGCUGGUGUACCACUGCCUUUUGAUUCCCUGUCAGUGUAAUGUGUUGUUUGAGAUGGCGAGGACUGUUUUUAUAUUAAAGGGUGUAAUGUUUUUUUUCUUUUUUACUUACAGAAUGUAGCAUUAUGUGCAUUGAAUUAACAUGUGGCUUUUCUGCAGCCUGAGGGCCAAAAUGUCUUCUUUUUUUUUUAUCUGACUGUAAAGAAAAAUGGAAGUACAUUCCUAAAUUGUUGCUACUCCAGACUCUGUAUAUUCAUGAUUGUCUAAAUAUGCAGCAUUUGUUUUAUUCUACACUGGCAUUUUUACUAUUCUUUUUACCGUUUAAGCAAGAAGACUAAAGAAAGACCCCAUUUACACCUGGUAUCAACAUGCAGUCUGUGCCAGCAUAUAUUCUGAAUGAGGAUGUUAAAGCAUAAGCCUGGUGUUAUUCUGAAUUUUUGUUAUUGUCAACAAAUCCCAUAAAAAGAGUAAAAGACCAACAAUGUGUUGAUACUUUUAUGAAGUUGUAAAUCUUUGAAAACUUUCAUUAAAAAAGGGCUCAAUUAUUUUUUAUAUUCACUACUAUUACAGAAGUAAAUAUUGCAUUUACUGCACACUAAUUUAACCCACAAACUACUACACACUAGUGAGUAUUUAUGGAAACAGGAGAUGUAUGUGGGUGCAGUUCUGUUCAUAGUAACAGGAACAUGUCACCCAGCGCAACUGUGUGACUCACUGAUGUGUUCUUGCCUGUUUUACGCCAGGCUUUGGAUACACAGACAGUACUUGUUCAUCGUGUGCUUUUGAUGGGAUUUAUUGAGAACAAGAAAAAUAUAGAGUAUUGCCAGACUUAGCCUUUAAUGCAACGUGUAAAUGCAAGCAGAACACACUACAAUCAGAGCUACUGAAUCGGCAAAUACAGCGGUCGUGUGCAUUGCAUUGUAAUAAGAUGAGAGCCAGGUAUGCAUGUGAUCUGUACAGUUUCCUUCCACAUUUAAAAGAAUAAAUUACCCAACAAGUUGAAAGGUAAACUACCGCCCCCACCUCCUGCCGUAUCAAGCGGCAAAAAUCGUCAGAAGAUGACUCUCUCCGUAGAGGAAAAAUAAGUAGAGCUUGGAAAUUCUCAGCACAAGGUCCAACUAACUUGUUUCCAAAGCUUUCAACCACACCUCAGGGCCUUCUUCAGUGGAGCUGUGAUGGUUUAGUUGUUGUCGUGUGACCUAAGUAUGGAAUUUUGUGGCAGGGUUUAAGCCAUCUUUGAGUAGAGAUAGAGUAACUGUGUCUCCACCUCGUACAUUACCUUACUUAGCUCUCCUGAUAGCAUUUAUCACCGUGACAACUUAGCAAAUCUAUCUGCUGAGAAAUGGCUUGUUUUGGUUUAUUGACAACAUUCUAAUCUGCUGUGUUUAAAAUGGUACAACAAUAGAGCAAUAAAGUAAUCGUUGUCCCAGGUGUUCACACAGUUCACCUGCUUUUAUCAAGACGGAGACUUAGAACAAAACAACUGAAGUACAUAACAUCUUUCCAGAAAGUAGACUACUAACAUAAAAGUGCCUGAGCUCCUCCUUAAAUUGUAUAUUUAUAUCCUAUCACAAUGCAGAAUUGAAACAAGGGCAACGCAAUGCGUUAAUACCAGGUGUGAAUGGGGCCAUGGUCUAGUCCAGGCUUUUUUUUUUACAUUGUACACAUAAGAAAUUCAGUCCUGAUCAGGCAGCUGUAGUUGAACUAUGAGCUGACUUCUAUGGGUUGUUGUUCUAAGUGUUUUUAUGCAUUUCAACAAAAAUCCCAAACCAGACGUGUGAUUGUAACUCCUCUCUGCAGCUCCUCUGCAGCAGUAGCGUACUGUUAUCACCGCCUCGCCUUGUGCCACGAGCUGAAACUAGCACAUUGAACAUGCUGCCUCCAUCCUCACUCGGCCUUACUCUCCAGAUGUGGAGGACCAGCAAUCCUCAUCAAGCUCCCGAAACUUACUGUACCGCUGAAACCCUUCUGAUGUUGAGACUUGAGCCCCUCUGAUGUACCUACCUACAGUAUGUUGAGCCACAGCCCGACUGCUGUACUUGCCAGUGAAAUCGUGGUUUAAAAAGCCUGUUACGUUUCUAAACAAUAUCCAAAUACCAGGUCAAAUGUGUGUGACAUUUCAUCCAAGGGAUCAAAAUGCAGAUGUUAUUUAAAAAAAAUGCAUGCUAGAGUUAUUUUGGGCUCCAAAAGGUUUUUAAUAAUAAUAACUUGUUUUCUAUCAUUUUGAAGGUGCCUAAGUUAUGAUGAUGCAAUUUUCCGAAUGUUUUUACUUUUGAAAAACAAAGUGGCUUGUAAAAAAAUUUGUAGAUUUGUCUUGUACUUUCUUCCUUUUGGUAACUGUAGCUUGGAUAGUGUGUUAGGCAUUUUCCCUUUAUUAAACCAUUUAUUCCUUAUA